Molecule: messenger RNA, 1035 nt
Organism: Miscanthus lutarioriparius
Lineage: Eukaryota; Viridiplantae; Streptophyta; Magnoliopsida; Poales; Poaceae
Source: the annotation of a GenBank genome assembly
AUGAAGGAGGCGAAGCAAACGUCGCCGCCGCCGCCAAGCCCAACUGCUGACCAAGACAGUGCCGGCGAUGAUCGGAUCAGCGCCCUGGACGAUGACUUGUGCAAGUUCAUCCUCAGGUUGGCGCACCUCAACGUCAGGGAGCUGGUGCGCACGAGCGUGCUGUCGAAGCGGUGGCACGGCCUCUGGAAGCGCUUACCCGUCCUGGACUUCUUCGGGUGGCCGGAGUUCAAGUCGGCCGGCGAAGUCCAACAGUACAUCGCCAUCGUCAACGACGUACUGGAGCAGCGAGCGGGUGCGACAUCGGAAGUCCGCAUCGACGAAGUGAAGAUCCCGCUGUUAAUGGACGCGUACUCUCUCCACGGCCUGCCGCCGCAGCGGCAGCGGCUGCGGCUGAGUACUGUAGUCGUAGCCGUAGUCAAAGCCGCCGCACAGGCAACAGCCGAACAACUCCUGACUCCGGCCAUGGAAGCAGCUGAGGCGUGGAUUCGGCACGCCAUGCAUCACCAAGUGAAGGGCUUCCAGUUCAACCUUCGCCUGCUGCCACUAAAAAACAAGACGCCUGUAAUGGAUCUCGAUGAGCUUCUUCUUAGCUCCCCAAAGCUGGAGUGUAUGCGUUUGGGGUUAAGCAACGCAGAAGGAGAUGAGCGGCAAGUUGACUUGAUCAAAGAUAAGAUACCACAGCUUCCUAAUGUCACGUCUUUGUUGGUUAGCAUUGCUCAUACAUGUGAGUGCCAUUCCUUUGGAGAUGGGGUCGCAGGUCUCCUCACAAGAUUAAAAAAUCUCGAAUAUCUCAGUCUACAGUCAGAUAUCUGCCCUAAGACGAAUGAAUAUUACUCAGAAGAUGUAGACUCAGCUUUCACCUGCAACCAUCCAGACCACUGGGAAUCAAGCAAUAUCUCUCUAGCUAACCUCCGCAAAGCAGAUUUCAGGGGAAUGACGGGAACUGGCUGCGAACUCCGCUUUCUUGCGGUUCGUGCUCGCAAACGCCACAGAUCUUCAAAGUGUGACCGUAAGCUUCAACUUGUACUUCAUUGA